Molecule: messenger RNA, 5179 nt
Organism: Chrysemys picta bellii (western painted turtle)
Lineage: Eukaryota; Metazoa; Chordata; Testudines; Emydidae
Gene: PTH2R
Product: parathyroid hormone 2 receptor
Biological process (GO): cell surface receptor signaling pathway; adenylate cyclase-modulating G protein-coupled receptor signaling pathway
Cellular component (GO): plasma membrane
Molecular function (GO): G protein-coupled peptide receptor activity; parathyroid hormone receptor activity; peptide hormone binding
Source: RefSeq, a predicted model, not a curated record
GGGGCACUGUCAGUGUCUCACUUGUCCUGUGGACAAUCUGCUCAUUCAGGGUAGUAGGUGGAAAGGCUGGAAUUUUCAGCCAGGAACUUGAAUACAUGUUUGGCUUGGCUCCAUGAAAAAGGAAUUUAGAAAAAACCACAGUGGGUUGGGGAUCCGAAUGGAAGGUAAUCGCGCAGUGGCCGCAUAUCAGGCACGGUGAGUGCUGAGCCCUCCCCAGCAGGUGCUGUGCACCCAGUGGGGGAAGGGGUGGGGGCAUUUACACUCCCAAGAGGUGCUACUGGCCGGUGGAUUGGCCCCUUCCACACCCUGGCCAUGGGGUGGCUGGAGGCUCCACUCAGCCAUUGUCCUGGAGCAGGAACACAAGCUCUGUCUGCAAGGAUUGCCACCUGGCUGGCCCGGGAAUGCGUCUGAGCAAGCUGCUGCUGCUGCUGCAGUCUCCCCCUGCCCUACCCACCCGUGCAAACCAAGUCUCAAGUGAACUCACUCAGGGCAGGAUCUGCUCUGACGCUCCCCCUCCCCAGGGCGCAUGGGCAGACGUGCCGGGCUGGCGAGCCGGAGCUGAAGCGGAGCCAUGUGCCACUGACCAGCAGGGGAGCGGCGAAGCGGGCGCAGCCCGGCUCCCAGAAGGAGAAGGGGGGGGGAGCCUGAUCUGGGCCCCCUCGAGCCCGCACCGGAGACGAGCUAUAAAGUUCCGCGCGGACUUUUGCAGCGAAGUGGGAGCAGCUGCCCGGGAAGACGCAUCCACCCACCCCGGCGUUGCUGCGCCCUGCCUGGGUAGCGCGCUCUAGCCGGAGCCAGCCCGGAGCGGAGACGGGAGACGCGGGCAUGGCUGCGCAGGGGGUGCGCCCCGCGUUCGGCUUGCUGGCCGUGAGCGGCUGGCUCCUGGCCAUGGCACAGGUGGAUUCUGAUGACACGAUUACCACGGAGGAGCAGAUUUAUCUUCUCCUGGAAGCCAAAAUCCAGUGUGAACUGAACAUCACUACCCAACUACAAGAAGGAGAGGGUAACUGCUUUCCAGAAUGGGAUGGACUAAUAUGCUGGCCCAGGGGCUCACUGGGAAAAAUGUUGGCUGUUCCAUGCCCUCCUUAUAUAUAUGACUUCAAUCACAAAGGGGUGGCUUUCAGACACUGUAGCCCUAAUGGAACAUGGGACCUUGUGCAGGGUUUGAACCGAACGUGGGCCAAUUACUCAGACUGCCUUCGCUACUUACAGCCAGAAAUCAGCUCGGGGAAGCGGGAAUUCUUUGAACGUCUCUACAUUAUGUACACUGUUGGAUACUCUAUGUCCUUCAGUUCUCUGGCAGUGGCUGUUUUCAUCAUUGGCUACUUCAGGAGGCUGCACUGCACCAGGAAUUGCAUCCACAUGCAUCUCUUUGUCUCUUUCAUGCUAAGAGCUGCCAGCAUCUUUAUCAAGGACAAAGUUGUGCAUACGCACAUAGGCGUCAAAGAACUGGACUCUCUGCUGAUGAGUGACCUCCGGAGCACUGUAGUGGCACCUGCAAUUGACAAGUCACAAUACGUGGGGUGCAAGAUUGCGGUUGUGAUGUUUAUUUACUUCUUGGCCACCAACUACUAUUGGAUCCUGGUUGAAGGCCUCUACCUGCACAGCCUAAUCUUUGUGGCUUUCUUUUCGGAUACCAAAUACCUGUGGGGCUUCACCUUGAUAGGCUGGGGAUUUCCGGCUGUGUUUGUAGGAGCCUGGGCAGUGGUCCGUGCAACGCUGGCAGAUGCAAGAUGCUGGGAGCUCAGUGCCGGCGCUAUCAAAUGGAUUUACCAAGCACCGAUAUUAGCAGCCAUUGGGCUGAACUUCAUUCUGUUCCUGAAUACUGUACGAGUUCUGGCAACCAAAAUAUGGGAGACAAAUGCUGUUGGGUAUGACACAAGGAAACAAUACAGGAAGCUAGCAAAGUCCACCUUGGUUCUGAUUCUGGUCUUCGGGGUGCAUUAUAUUGUCUUUGUGUGCCUACCGCACACGUUCACCGGGUUGGGAUGGCAGAUCCGAAUGCACUGUGAACUAUUCUUCAACUCUUUCCAGGGUUUCUUCGUCUCUAUCAUCUAUUGUUACUGCAAUGGAGAGGUUCAGACUGAGAUCAAGAAGACUUGGACUAGAUGGAACCUGGCUAUUGACUGGAAAAGGACGACUCCAUGUGGCAAUUACAGAUAUGGCUCCGUCCUCACCAACAUGACCCUCAGCACCAGCAGCCAGUCUCAGAUGGUGGCCAGCUCCCGCAUGGUUCUGAUUUCCAGCAAAGUCUGCAGAAAUGCCAGUAGGCAAAAUGAGGCACACAUGAAUUUGCCUGGGUAUGUUAGGAGCAAUUCUGAACAGGACUGUGUGCACCACUGGGUUCAUGAAGAGGCCAAUGAAGAUGAAGAGAAGCAGGUGGAUGAUAUAUCACUCAAGGAGUCACUUAGACCGCAGGGUAGUAGCACAGACCCUGAGGGGAACAGGGUAGAAAUGGAGGAGGCUCUGUGAACAGUCAUGGACAUUCAUGGGCAUGUCCAAUCUAAAACGGGUUGAAUCCUCUCAUGAUGCCAACAGCUACUAGUAUCCAUAUACUGCCUUGAGCCAAUCUCAGUGAAGAUCUUGGUCAAUGGUGAAGCUUAAUUUACAAGGACUCCAGACCUACAUAAUGCUGCUGACUACACAAAAUGGUUUCUAUGCCACAAAUGUCAAAGGCACAAAAAUGUGAAUUUUUAGCACUUACACUACCUGCAUUACACUUCAAACUCCGUACAGCAGACACAUCUUAGAUGUUUUCUGCAAAUGCUCUUCUGAAGGCAUGUGAAAGGUGACUCCUCCAUUUGUACACCUGAAAGGAAAAGAGGAAUGGAUAUCAGAAGGUUUACAGUAUAUGCAUUUGAAUGGAUUCUCUGGACUCCAAAAUGUCUUAGCUGUGAAUCACAGAGCUGGGAAAAACUUUAAAAGGGUUUUCAUCCAGUACCUAGUGAACUUUGAUCUCAACGCGGAAUGUUUCAAAUCAUUGUUUUUAAACUGAGAUGCUACUUACGUUUGAUUAUUUAUACUAUUGCUUUAGUUUGUUUUAUGGAAACAUCCAAACCAAAACCUCAUGUACUAUGUGACCUAAAUUCUGUAAUGAGACAGCCCCUGCUGCAUGCACUGAGCUCUGCAAUGAUUUGGGAAUUAAGUGGCAAUACUAACUGAAUAUGAAAUCAUUUGAAAACCUUCCGGGUAAGUGAAAUAAUUCUAAAAAGAGCACCAGAAAAUGUAAAUAUAAUUAGUGCCCUGUAAUGGAGGAAUGUCUCCUGCUGUAUGUCGACCUCUGAAAGACUUUGAUGUUGGACAGUGAAUGGGUUUGUGCCCACUGAAUCUCCAUAAAACAUCAAAAGAAACCGUGAUUGGGUUAAUACAGGCCUGAGCUACUUCAGCCAGCUUUAGUACUGUCAAAAGCACUUUCAUUAAACACAUUAAGGUCUUUGCCAGAUACUUACUUCCUGUUGGCCAACUUUGGUCCAAAGAUCCUUGCGCUGAGAUCAAAUUCUUCCACUGGGACACAAUCCCACUCCAUUCUUCCAUGGAUUUCCAAGUAGUGGAGUUCUACUCGGGGGGAUUGGAUGCAUAAGAUGGCAGCUGCCUACGACACGUCUCUCCACGGACCCUUUAAGUGCACCCCUCUGGCAAGCUUCUGCUAUCCAGGCACUUUUUCAUUGCUUCAGCUCAAAUGUGGUGGUGGACAUGGUAUAACAAUCUGAUAGAAUAGCUAAGGAGCUCCUGCAUGCCUCACCAUGAUGGCCCAGGUAGGAGGAACUCAGCAGAGAUCCCUUAAAUGGACACUCAAUGGCUCUCGUCGUGGUGGGAUAGUGCUGCAGUCCGUGCCUCAGUCUCGACUCUUAGAAAGAUUUCACCCUUGCUCUACUCUGUCAUAACAAGGGCAACAGUGGAGGGGAAAGCCCAGGAAAUGCACUGAAUUCCUCCCUUGUGGGAAAAACGCACACCACGGCCUAGGGGUGAAGAUGGCAGCAAAAGGGCCAUUUUUGUAGGUGCUGCUGUGUACGCUGAACCACUUGGGGAGGGGUGGAAGGUGCAGUAUGCAGCCAUUCGCAUCUCCACAUAUUUCAUCAUCAGUAUUGAGAAUUACCAGAGUGUGCUGUAAAACAUUGAAAUGUUUUUUAAAUGACUGGAUUUGGGGGAAAGGGGUGAAAAUAGUUUUUAAAUGUCACCUGAGCGUAAAUUGAGCCGAAAAGACUGAGAUAACUAAUGAACCAAUGAUCUGUUUGGUGUACAUUUGAAACUUACCAUGAACGGCAGCGCAUUUCUUCCUACAAGGCAUGAAAAUAAGAACAAGCCGUGGUGAUGCCAAGUACGCUCUCUGUGAACUGCAUGAUUUCACACAAAAAGUUCCAGAUCCCACAGCAAUUUGGUUUAUCCCAACUGGAUUUGACAUGGGCUAAGUUCUAUCGUGUCUGAUUGAAACAUCUGAGGGCUGAUGCUGUGAAGUGCUAACUGAUGUUAGACGUCAAUUGUGCUGUUUCGGUGCUGUUGUUCAAUGAUUUUGUUGGGUAGCUAUUGUUCAGUGGCACAUGAGAGACAUUAAAAAAAAUCUCCUUUUUUCAGCUUUUCAGUUGUGCUUAAAACUUAUGUCUGGCGCUUGUGCUUCUCCUUUAUUUCUGCCUCUGUGGCCUAUCAAAUCUCUCUCAGAGACGCUCAUUCAUUACAGUGAUCCUUUUCCUACCCAGGUAUUCUCUGUGGUUAAAAGCUCAAAUUUCCCUCACUGAACCUAUUAACUAGCCGGUAAACCUUAUAGUCAGGGGAAUAGACAAGAUGGCAAGAGAGUUCUUUCCCAUCUCCCCCGAUCUCCGAUAUUACUCAUGAUAUGGACUAAUUCUGAAGUCCUUGUACUGUCACCUAAAGCAUUCUGUACAUCCCUGUGCCAAAAAUGUCCUAUGCAGUAGUGAGAGCUCACAUGAGUACAGAUUUCACAAAAGCAAUUCAUCCUUUUGCUAAGGAGUUCUCGGUACACCUCUUCCUGUUGUCAUUUUGCAUUCAUUUAUUGUAUGGUGAAAAAGACGUUUUCUGUGGGACUCAUCCAAAGUUUAAUGAGCUUCACGCAGGGCCAGCUCUAGGAUUGUUGCCGCCCAAAGCAAAAACAAUUUUGGCCGCCCCCCCCCACCCCGGUUCUUUAAUUACCCCACCCCCGGCCCCGCCUCAACUCCGCCCCUUC